Prunus armeniaca (apricot) is the source of this 279-nucleotide messenger RNA. NCBI's taxonomy places the organism in Eukaryota, Viridiplantae, Streptophyta, Magnoliopsida, Rosales, Rosaceae. The record is from the annotation of a GenBank genome assembly.
AUGAAAGUGCUAAAGGGGUAUGUUCAGAAUCGUACUCUCGUCCCGAAGGUUGCAUUGCUGAGCGUUGGAGUGCCUUCAAGCCAAAAGAUGGGAGUUUCAAAGCCAUAUCAGGUUGCACAGCAACAUAUGAUCCACAUCAUCCAGACCGCUUAUCCAAAAUUUAGAAAGAGAACAAAGUGGCUGCAGGAUAAGCACAAUAGCACUUUCAUUCAAUGGCUACGCUUCAAGGUUCAAAGUGAACUUAAUGAGGAGACAAUCAUGGCGUAUCAGAAAAUUUAA